This is a messenger RNA of Aspergillus aculeatinus CBS 121060, 859 nucleotides long. Its product is annotated as ER membrane protein complex subunit 4. Gene Ontology annotation, biological process: protein folding in endoplasmic reticulum. The transcript is spliced from 3 exons. Lineage: Eukaryota; Fungi; Ascomycota; Eurotiomycetes; Eurotiales; Aspergillaceae. The record is from RefSeq and is a predicted model, not a curated record. The coding region runs from base 140 to 703 and encodes 187 amino acids. Gene Ontology annotation, cellular component: EMC complex.
AUCAUCAUCAUCAAUCAACAUUCUUCCAGCUUGCCUUCUCCGCACCGUUGCCCAUCAACAACCCCUCCAUUACGCUACGCUUGCUUGUGCUCAGCUCCCUCCUCGUUAUCUCAUAUUUGAGUCCAACAAAAAAACUUGGAUGGCUGCGCAACCUCUCAACCCGCCUCCACCCCCAGAAUGGGUGGUCAGGCUAAACACCCCGAUGCCGCGCCCAAGCAAAGAGGCCGCCAAAAUCCCCGAUCCUCCAGGCUAUUCGAAGAAGAUGGGCGGUAAAAAUCUUGCGCAACAGUCAUCGACCACCGCCGCGCCGACCAAGCCCGAGGAGACCGAUACCCUGAAGUUGAAGAAGGCCUGGGAGAUUGCCCUGGCUCCCUCCAAGCAAAUCCCCAUGAACGCGAUUAUGAUGUACAUGUCUGGCAACAGUCUCCAAAUCUUCAGCAUCAUGAUGGUCUUCAUGCUCUUCAAGGGCCCGAUCCAAGGCCUCAUCAAUACCAACACCGUCUUCGCCAAGUUCGAAACCGAAGGCACACGGGGCAAGCUUCUGGGCGUCAAGGCCAUCUAUGUCGUAAUGCAGCUAGUCUUACUUUGCUUGGGUAUCUGGAAGGUCAACGCGAUGGGUCUCCUGCCGACUACGAGAUCAGAUUGGUUAGCGUGGGAGUCAGAGCGUCAAUCGUUGGAGCCGGCUUAUUUUGCAUUUGGAUGAAUCUCCAGGGUUUAUGUUCUAUAUUAGGUACAGAAUGUUGGCGCACAGAAAGUAUAAAAUGGCCCGAGGGUUGAUAUGAAACAAGUCUUUCGUGCAAAAUAACCGGAAUCCUUCAUUAAUUAGGCUCGUACUAGUUGCACGUGUGUAGCAGUUGCC